AUGGACGAGGAACAACAAGCCACCACGAAGACCUCCAAGAUGAGCCGCACCUCGGUCGUGCGGCGGCGGCUUUCGACGGCGACCGCGCCGACGCUAUGUGACAUGGCUCCGUUGCUGAGCCAGACACUGGACCUGGCGCGGCCGCGCGUCAAGGAGUUCCUCAAGCACGGCCUCGACGCACCCAUUGCCACGCACGGGGCUGCACGAGGAGGAACGACGAAUACGACGGCGACCUCCAACAUCACGUUCGGCUCUCUCCAAGGCACUGGAGCUGAGGACGACGAAAUUGCGAUCGAGAAACGCGCGCAGCUGAAGCGGCAACUGGAGCUGUUCCUGCUUCCCGAGCAUCCGCUUCUGUCUUCGGCGUUGCUUCGGCAGCCAGCCAUCGACAAGAACGAGCGGCACCCCUGGAUGAUGCAUCCCUACGGAAAAUUCAGGGCUCGUUGGGACAUGACGAUGGUGCUUCUGGUGCUGUCCAACGUGGUGCUGAUUCCGGUGCAGGUUACCUACUUCAGCACCGUCGACGACGAGAUCUUCCAGUGGAUGUUCUUCAGCCUCGUCUCAGACGCCGUCUUCGCCGCGGACAUCGUAUUCAACUUUAGAACUGGGGUGAUCGUGGAAGAGGACUACGAGCGCGUGGUGAUGGACCCAGGCUUCGUGGCGCGCAGCUACCUGCGUGGCUUCUUCCUCAUUGACCUGGUGUCCACGCUGCCCUGGGACUACAUGCUGGCUCUAAUGCUCGUCCUGGCGCACCACGAGGCCGACGAAGGGGACGCCUCGUUCGCCAACACCGUGCGCCUCCUGCACCUCACAAAGUUCCUCAAGCUGCUCAAGCUGCUCCGCAUCACCAGGCUGGUCCGGUACCUCGACAACGUCGAGCAGAACUAUUUUUUCUACUCAAGCGGCGUGUACCUGCGGCUAACCAACUACAUCGGGCUGCUGCUGCUCAUUGGCCACUGGAACGCGUGCCUGCAGUUCUUCGUGGCCAGAAUGCAGGGCUUCCCGCUGGACUCCUGGGUCGCUCGACAAGGCCUUGUGGGCAAGCCCUGGUUCGAGCAGUACUCCUGGUCGGUGUACAACGCCAUCUCGCAGAUGGUGUCGUGUGGCUACGGGCGCACGCCCGCCGCCAACGUGGCCGACGCGUGGCUCAUGUGUCUCGGAAUGGCCUCCGGCACCGUGGGGUACGCGCUCCUGCUCGGCCUGUGCGCCUCCACCAUACAGACCAUGGACUACUCGAGACGACUGCUCAGGGAGAAGCUGAAGGAAGUGGAAGACUACAUGCAGUGCCAGAAAUUCCCGACUAAGCUGCGCUCCCGAAUGCGUGACUACUUCGAGAACCGCUACGAAGGGCGCGUCUUCGACGAGGCCAAGAUCCUCGCAUCGCUCUCGGACCCACUCAGGGAGAGCUGGUUGUCGCGGCUUCAGCACGAGUUCUUCCAGCCGGGCGACCUGAUCGUCAAGCAGGACACGGUGGGCCACAAGAUGUACUUCCUACAGUCCGGAAAGGUCAACAUCGUCCACGACAACGGAGAGUUCGUCGCCAGCGCGUACGCCGGUGCCUACUUUGGAGAGAUGUGCCUGCUGACCCGGGCCCGUCGGCAGGCGAACGUCGUGGCCGAGACGUACUGCAACGUGCUGUCGCUGUCGGACGAGGACUUCCAGCGGGCACUCGACAAGCAUCCACUCAUGCGCCGAGCGCUGGAGGCACUCUGCGCCGAACAGGGCACCCAGUUGAACCCUGCGGCAAUGUUGUCACCCUCCCAGAUGUAGUGCCGUAGCAGACUAUAGCCGAGGGCCGUCGCCUCGUUGUGUGCGCUCGUGCUGUGGCGACCGCAUGUGGGAACCCGCCACGAGAAUGGGUCGUAUACUGCGUAGUUUGUGCCGC
Dermacentor silvarum is the source of this 1885-nucleotide messenger RNA. RefSeq names its product potassium/sodium hyperpolarization-activated cyclic nucleotide-gated channel 4-like. The record is from RefSeq and is a predicted model, not a curated record. NCBI's taxonomy places the organism in Eukaryota, Metazoa, Arthropoda, Arachnida, Ixodida, Ixodidae. The coding region runs from base 1 to 1770 and encodes 589 amino acids. The transcript is spliced from 9 exons.